UUACUAACCUUGCGAAACCUAUUUAUUAUAAAUAUAAUUAAUUAGACAUUAGUGAUGUACCGCGCCCUAUAUGGGCGAUUGCUGGCAGUGCCAGUUACGGUGGACGUGCGCGCUAUGCACAGCGCAGCACCGUUGUUUGCCGCUGCCAAGAAAACAACAUCCGCCGCUGGAGGAGUAAUGGGGUUAGGCAAAGGCAAGAAGAAGCUAGGCAAGCUGGGUACCAUGGAGAAGCGUGAACUGCCAGUAGAAACAGACCCUCAGAAGCUUGUCACUCAAGUGUGUGGCGCCAAUAUCUAUACCACAGGAGAAGACCCCAAGCUGGGCCCAGAUAGCGAGUACCCCGACUGGCUCUGGGACCUGCACACAGGCCCCGCGCCGCCGCUGGAGUCGCUGGAUCCCGACACGAAGGCCUACUGGCUUCGCGUGCGCGCCGCAGGCAUGCGCCGCAAUAACAAGCUACGAUCGCUGCGCAAGUUUUAGAUUUUAUAAUCGGCUUUGUCUCUGGAAUGUCUCAUUUAAUUUAAAUGUUACUUUUUUUCUCCAUAUGAAAUGAAUGAUGUAUGCAGUGUACGGCAACAGGAGUCCAAAGUUUUAUGGUGUUCUUAUAAUAUCGCAUUUCAACAAGGUGCACAGAAAUUUUAAUGAAAGUAGUCAAGGUUUAGAGAACAGUGUUUUUGUGUUGAAACUUUAUACCUCUCCUCUUACAGUGUUCAAGCAAAUGUGUUUCAUAGUUAAAUUAAAAGAGAUAUUAGAAGUGGGUUCCUGAGUGGAUCAUUGUGAAAACUCAUAAUGAAUGAG
This is a messenger RNA of Cydia splendana, 798 nucleotides long. RefSeq names its product large ribosomal subunit protein mL54 (gene mRpL54). Lineage: Eukaryota; Metazoa; Arthropoda; Insecta; Lepidoptera; Tortricidae. Gene Ontology annotation, cellular component: mitochondrial large ribosomal subunit. The transcript has 3 exons. The coding region runs from base 55 to 480 and encodes 141 amino acids. The record is from RefSeq and is a predicted model, not a curated record. Gene Ontology annotation, molecular function: structural constituent of ribosome.